AUGAAAAAAGAAAUACAAUUAUGGAUAAGUUUCAUAUUGUAUCCAUUACUUACUCAUGCUGCCUAUGUAGAUAAAACGCCUAAUGUUUUACACAUUGGUGGAAUAUUUCCCAUUGAAGGGAAAGGAGGUUGGCAGGGAGGACAAGCCUGCAAACCUGCUGCAAGUUUAGCUUUAAAUGAUGUGAACAAAAGAAAAGAUCUACUUCCUGGGUUUACACUCCAACUUCAUUGGAAUGACAGUGAGUGUGAACCCGGGUUAGGAGCAUCAGUAAUGUAUGAUCUUUUAUACAAUCAACCUCAAAAGCUUAUGUUGUUGGCUGGUUGUAGUACUGUUUGUACAACAGUAGCAGAAGCAGCUAAAAUGUGGAAUCUGGUAGUAAUGUGCUACGGUGCCAGUUCCCCCGCUCUGUCGGAUCGAAAUCGUUUUCCGACAAUGUUUAGAACGCAUCCUUCUGCCACGGUGCACAAUCCUACGCGUAUAAAACUAAUGGAAAAAUUUGGAUGGUCCAGAGUAGCCAUAUUACAACAAGCUGAAGAAGUAUUCACAUCUACUGUUGAAGAUCUGGAAUCGAGAUGUAAAGAAACAAAUAUCGAAAUAGUUACCAGACAAAGUUUUCUCACUGAUCCUACGGAUGCUGUUAGAAAUUUACGGAGACAAGAUGCAAGAAUUAUUAUUGGGUUGUUUUACGUUGUUGCUGCUCGUCGCGUUUUGUGCGAAAUGUACAAACAACAACUUUACGGCAAAUCAUACGUGUGGUUUUUCAUCGGCUGGUACGAAGACAAUUGGUUUGAAGUCAAUUUGCAAAAAGAGGGAAUCGAAUGUACGGCAGAAGAAAUGAAACUUGCUGCCGAAGGUCAUUUAACAACAGAAGCCCUUAUGUGGAAUCAAAACAAUCAAACAACAAUAUCCGGAAAGACGUCAGAAGAUUUCAGGAAAGAAUUAAAUGAAGUUCUUCGACAAAGUGGUUACGAUAUAGAUAAUAAAAGGUAUCCAGAAGGCUAUCAGGAAGCUCCUUUGGCUUACGAUGCUGUUUGGUCUGUGGCUUUAGCUUUUAAUAAAACAAUGGCCGCGUUGAAAAAAAAAGGAAAGAGUUUAAAAGAUUUUACAUAUACUAACAAAGACAUAGCUGAUGAAAUAUACUCAGCAAUUAAUAGUACGCAAUUUGUAGGAGUAUCGGGAGUAGUAGCUUUUAGUUCUCAAGGUGAUAGAAUCGCUCUUACUCAAAUAGAACAAAUGAUAAAUGGAAGUUAUGUGAAACUUGGCUACUACAAUACAGAAGCAGACAACCUUACAUGGUUUAAUAGAGAAAAAUGGAACGGAAAUAAAAUUCCGCAAGAUCGAACUGUUGUCAGACGAGUUCUCAGAACUUUGUCAUUUCCUCUUUUUAUUUGCAUGUGGACCAUAUCAAGUAUUGGAAUUCUUGUUGCUAUUGCUUUAAUUUUUUUUAAUACUUGGUACAGGCAUAGAAGGGUUAUCCAACACUCACAUCCUAUUUGCAACACUAUUAUAUUAUCAGGGUGUAUUAUUUCACUCUGGAGUGUUUUUCUUUUGGGAUUAGAUGGUCAAUUUAUACCAGCAAAUGUUUAUCCUCAAAUUUGCCAGACAAGAGUUUGGCUUCUUUCCAUCGGGUUCACUCUAGGUUAUGGCGCAAUGUUUAGUAAAGUUUGGAGAGUCCAUAGAUUUACAACGAAAGCAAAAGCAGAUCCUAAGAAGAAAGUUGAACCUUGGAAAUUGUAUUCAAUGGUUUGUGGAUUGUUGGUUGUAGAUUUUAUCAUUUUGCUUGUUUGGCAAAUAUAUGAUCCAUUACAACGACGAAUCGAAAUAUUUUCUUUAGAAGAGCCUUUAAAUACAUUUGAUGAUAUUAAAAUAAGACCUGAAUUAGAACAUUGCGAAAGCGAACAUAAUAACGUUUGGAUGGGUAUUAUUUACGGAUAUAAAGGUUUAGUUUUGCUUUUCGGUCUUUUCUUGGCUUACGAAACAAGGAGUAUUAAAGUAAAACAAAUAAAUGAUUCAAGAUACGUGGGAAUGUCAAUUUAUAACGUUGUUGUUUUUUGUCUUAUCACUGCUCCUGUAUGCAUGGUCAUAGCCUCGCAACAAGAUGCCAGUUUUGCAUUUGUUUCUUUAUCAAUUAUUUUCUGUUGUUUUCUUUCGAUGGCUUUAAUAUUUACUCCAAAGGUGAUUGAAAUCAUUCGACACCCACGAGAUAAAGCCGAAUCUAAAUACAAUCCAGAUAUUAAACUUGCCAAAGAAGACGAAGAAAAAUAUGAAAAAUUAUUGGCAGAAAAUGAUGAAUUAAUUAAAUUAAUUCGAGCGAAGCAAGAAAAAAUUAAAUUAUUAAAACAACGACUUGUUGAAAAGGAAUCUCAAGGGGAUUACGUUUACGGAGAUCCUAAUUCAGAGGAUCCUUUAACAGGUUUGCUAUCGAAAGACACUUUAAUCGUUCCGGAUUUUAUCACUGGGGAAGGAACUUCUGAUUCCGCUUUUGGAGCUGGGCUUUCCUGUCAAACACGAAGUUCCAGGGCUAGCGCUUCCGAUUUUGAAUUUUCUGAAUCGUACCUUUAA
Pediculus humanus corporis (human body louse) is the source of this 2562-nucleotide messenger RNA. Its product is annotated as class C metabotropic glutamate-like G-protein coupled receptor GPRgbb1, putative. Gene Ontology annotation, molecular function: G protein-coupled GABA receptor activity. Gene Ontology annotation, biological process: G protein-coupled receptor signaling pathway; gamma-aminobutyric acid signaling pathway. NCBI's taxonomy places the organism in Eukaryota, Metazoa, Arthropoda, Insecta, Psocodea, Pediculidae. Gene Ontology annotation, cellular component: membrane; G protein-coupled receptor heterodimeric complex. The transcript is spliced from 14 exons. The record is from RefSeq and is a predicted model, not a curated record. The coding region runs from base 1 to 2562 and encodes 853 amino acids.